Clupea harengus (Atlantic herring) is the source of this 7186-nucleotide messenger RNA. RefSeq names its product myosin 1D (gene myo1d). Gene Ontology annotation, biological process: actin filament-based movement; endocytosis; actin filament organization. The record is from RefSeq and is a predicted model, not a curated record. NCBI's taxonomy places the organism in Eukaryota, Metazoa, Chordata, Actinopteri, Clupeiformes, Clupeidae. Gene Ontology annotation, cellular component: microvillus; cytoplasm; myosin complex. Gene Ontology annotation, molecular function: ATP binding; microfilament motor activity; actin filament binding.
UCGUUACAUAGGCUACUGUAUGCUCUCUGAGACAGAAGUAAUUCAGGGAAAGGGUUAUGGAGAGGCGUUUGACUUAACGGACUACAACAUUGUGGUUUCGCUCGAAGCAGCAAGUUGCUUCUCAAACAUCUCUCUGGGAUCCGCAAGCUAGUAAUUAAUACGAGAGCGCAACCGGUAGCUUGUUCAGUUUGUCUGGAACACCAGUUUCUAUUUUCAAGCCAAUUCACUGCAACAUGAGAAAAUAUAUGAACAUUUUCUAGCCUGUUUUCGCGGUGGCUCUCUACAAAUGUCAUCGUAAGGACAAUGCUGAAAAACUUUGGUUUACUAUCAAAGAUGCCAGCAUAACGUAAAUAUACUGAACAGCUGGGACUCGGGCUAUUGUUUAUCUUUUGUUUAGCAGUGAAGCAGUCCAAAUAAGUCUACUAAAGUUUUCGUUUUCAUCAACCAUAGUUUCUAUCGUCUUGUAAAGCAAGUCUUGGAUAAAACACAGCAUGGCUGAACACGAAAGUUUGGAGUUCGGGAAGGCGGAUUUUGUUCUUCUGGACAACGUGUCCAUGGAAGAAUUUAUGGCUAACCUCAAGCUCAGGUUUGAAAAGGGCCGCAUCUACAGCUACAUCGGUGAGGUGGUGGUGUCGGUGAACCCCUACCGAGCCAUGAACAUCUACGGCCGCGAUGUGAUCGAGCAGUACAAGGGCCGAGAGCUGUACGAGCGCCCGCCGCACCUCUUUGCCAUCGCAGACGCAGCCUACAAAGCCAUGAAGAGGAGGAACAAAGACACCUGCAUUGUCAUCUCAGGGGAGAGUGGCGCUGGGAAGACAGAGGCCAGCAAAUACAUCAUGCAAUACAUCGCUGCUAUCACCAACCCCGGCCAAAGAGCUGAGGUGGAGAGGGUGAAAAAUAUGCUGCUCAAGUCCAACUGUGUCCUCGAGGCUUUCGGCAACGCCAAGACCAACCGCAACGACAACUCCAGCCGCUUCGGCAAGUACAUGGACAUCAACUUCGACUUCAAAGGAGACCCUAUCGGUGGCCACAUCAACAACUACCUGCUUGAGAAGUCCAGAGUCAUCUUCCAGCAGGAAGGAGAGAGAAGCUUUCACUCCUUCUACCAGCUGGUGAAGGGGGCCCCAGAGUCUCUGCUGAGCUCCCUCCACAUCCAAAAGGACCCGACUGCCUACAGCUACAUUAAAGUGGGAGGCCAUGUCAAGUCCUCCAUCAAUGAUGGCGCUGACUUCAAAGCAGUGGCCGAUGCCAUGAAGGUGAUCGGUUUUACAGCCGAGGAGGUCCAAACCGUUUACAAAAUCCUGGCCGCCAUCCUCAUACUGGGCAACCUGAAGUUCGGCACAGACGGCGACGUGACGCUGAUCGAGACCACCAAGCUGGUGGCCACCCUGGGCAGCCUGCUGUCCACCAAAGAGGAGAACGUGGAGAAGGCGCUGCUGUACCGCACCGUGGCAACCGGCCGAGACAUCAUCGACAAGCAGCACACGGACCAGGAGGCCAGCUAUGGGCGGGACGCGUUAGCUAAGGCCAUUUAUGAGCGGCUCUUCUGCUGGAUAGUGGGGCGGAUCAACGACAUCAUCGAGGUGAGGGACUACGACGCAAGGGUGCAUGGGAAGAACACUGUCAUCGGCGUGCUGGACAUCUAUGGCUUUGAGAUUUUCCAGAACAACAGCUUUGAGCAGUUCUGCAUUAACUACUGCAAUGAGAAGCUGCAGCAGCUCUUCAUUCAGCUGGUGCUGAAACAGGAACAAGAGGAGUACCAACGAGAGGGCAUCCCCUGGAAACAUAUUGACUACUUUAAUAACCAGAUCAUCGUGGACCUUGUGGAGCAGCAGCACAAGGGUAUUUUCGCGGUGCUGGACGAGGCCUGCAUGAAUGUGGGGAAGGUCACAGACGGGAUGUUCCUGCAGGCCCUCAACGGCAAGCUGGCCAAACACGCCCACUACACCAGCCGGAAGCUCUCACCUACCGACAAGAAUUUGGAGUUUGAACGGGACUUCCGCAUAAAACACUACGCAGGGAACGUGGUGUACUCCAUUGUGGGCUUCAUAGACAAGAACAAGGACACCCUGUUUCAAGACUUCAAGAGACUCUUGUAUAACAGCCGUAACCCCGUGCUGAAGGCCAUGUGGCCUGAGGGGAAGCUCAGCAUCACGGAGGUAACCAAGAGGCCACAGACAGCUGCCACCCUCUUCAGGAACUCCAUGAUCUCUCUGGUGGAGAAACUGGCCUCCAAGGAGCCAUACUACGUACGCUGCAUUAAGCCCAACGACGUGAAGUCGCCCCUACUCUUCGAGGACGAGCGCUGCCGGCAUCAGGUGGAGUACCUUGGCCUGCUGGAGAACGUGCGCGUCCGCCGCGCCGGCUUCGCCAACCGGCAGACCUACCCCCGCUUCCUGCAGAGGUACAAGAUGAUCUCAGAGUUCACAUGGCCCAAUCACGACCUACCAUCAGACCGCGAGGCGGUGAAACGUCUGCUGCAGGGCUGCGGCUUCGAGGACGACGUGGCCUACGGCAAGACCAAGGUGUUCAUCCGCACCCCACGCACCAUCUUCAGCCUGGAGGAGCAGCGUGCAGAUAUGGUCGGGAGGAUCGUGCUCUUCUUGCAGAAGGUGUGGCGCGGCACCAUUGCCCGGAUGCGUUACCGGCGGAUGCGGGCGGCCCUCAUCAUCAUUCGGGCCUACCGCCGCUACAAGGUGAGGUCCUACAUCCGCGAGGUGAACCGCCGUUUCAAGAACAUCCGCAGCAUGAAGGAUAAUGGGAAACACGUCAAGUGGCCCACGCCGCCCAAAGUGCUGCGCAAGUUCGAGGAGAUGAUGAGGAGCAUCUACAACAGGUGGUGGGCCUGGACGCUGAUCAAAGGGCUCUCCCCCGAGGAGAUGCUGAAGGUGCGGGCCAAGGUGGCCACGCUGGAGUGCCUGAAGGGCCAGAGAGCCGACCUGGGCCUGCAGAGAGCCUGGGAGGGCAACUACCUGAGGCGGGAUAGUCCUGACACAGCCUCCUCCUUCACCCUGGUGUCCAGCGACCUUCAGCGCAAGGACAAGUUCAUGAGGAUUCUCUUCUCCUCCAACGUCCGCAAAAUCAACCACUUCAACAAGGCUGAGGAUCGAGCUGUGUUCAUUACUGACAGACACCUGUACAAGAUGGAUCCCCUCAAGCAGUACAAACCUAUGAAGAGCAUCCCUCUUUAUAAUGUGACAGGGGUGAGUGUGUCCCCGGGGAAGGACCAGCUGGUAGUCUUCCACACCAAGGACGGCCGUGAUUUGGUGGUGUGCCUGCAGGGCAUGACGCCAGCGGGGGAGAGCCGCAUCGGCGAGCUGGUGGGCACCAUGUCCAGUCACUUCAAAAGUGAGAAGCGGAAGCUGCAGGUGAACAUUGCCAGCCCCAUCCAGUGCAGCAUGAAUGGAAGGAAGUGCACCAUCGUAGUGGAGCCCAAGAUCAACCAGCCCCAGCCCGAAUUCACCAAGAACCGCUCCGGCUACAUCCUCGCCGUGCCAGUCAACUAAACAGGGUUCCGGGGGGGAGGGGUUAUCCAGGAAAUCCCAUCUGAACAGGACCAUUGGAAGCCAUUGCCAUCCCCCCCCCCCCCCCCCCCUUUACUAAAACUUAUCAUUUCAGAGAUAAAAGCCAUAUAAAAAUUCUACAAUGAAACAGGCGUAAUUGAAACUCGCUUAGCUCCAUUGGUAAUCCUGGAGGAGGUGUUAUUGAGACCUUGUUUCAUGUGUAUAUGAAUGGGAAAUGUCAACAUAAUAGUGUCCUAUGCUUUUCAUUGCUUGUAAUUCCUCAUAGUCGCUAUUCACCAAAGUCAUUCACCAAAGAGACUCGCAUAGAAAUGGUAAAGAUGAUGUGGGAAGAUAGUUGAACUGAUUUCCUUUUUAAGAGCCAAAUAAAGGGGAAAAAACGUAAAGUUUGUGCACACCAAACAAUGUAAUAUUUAGAUUGAGAUAUUAGAUGAGUAUGUCUGAUCUGCUAAGGAGCAUUUCCUAUUUGUUUUUGAUGAAAGAGAUUAUAUCAGGCCGCAGCUAAGACUUUGAUUAUUUUUGACCUUUUGGAGAUUGUAUUGAUUUGGGUCAAUGACAUUGGUAAAUUAGUUUUGAGCGAUGUGUUCCUAAGAAAUCCCUUUUCCUUUUGUAGUAGAGACCAAAUUGUGUGUGUGUGUGUGUGUGUGUGUGUGUGUGUGUGUGUGUGUGUGUGUGUGUGUGUGUGUGUGUGUGUGUGUGUGUGUGUGUGUGUGUGUGUGUAUUUGGGCGUGUGUCCUAACUGAUGAGAGCACUUUCCCCGUCAGGUGUAGAGAAGGAUGUGUUGAGCAUGUCCUCAUUAUCUUCCACAGCUCUGAGAAGAGCGUUUAAACUCUAUCCUUACUUAAUCACCUCUGAAUUUGUAUGCUCUCUACAUUUACUAUAACACUACAUACAAGCACGAGCUAAUGCAAAUACACAAGCCUACAUUGACGCUAUCCCAGAAGCAGCAUACUUUAGUAUCAGUUCGGCACGAGAGACACUAAAUAAAGGCAAUGACUGUAAUAUUAAAACUUCUAUACUAUGUAUUAUGUAUACAUGUAUAUGUAUACUAAAUGUAAGAUAAAUGGCACUAAGACUAGAUGCUAGCAGUAAGCGCCACCCAGGCAGGAAGUAUGCAGCGGUUUAGUCCUGCUUGUGAUCCCCCAUCAGGCCCUGUGAAAGCAGGGCAAGGCUGGUCUGAAGGUGGCCCUUACCCCUGACAGAGGAGCCACUUGAGUCACACACGCCCUCUCCUCUGACUCCAUGGCCACAAAGCGAGCGUGGUCAUCAGCCAUGAUCCGGCUAGACCUCUCGCUAGCUCCCUUUGAUAGUCUCUGUGUGUGUGUGUGUGUGUGUGUGUGUGUGUGUGUGUGUGUGUGUGAAACCAGUCAUCCAUUUGAAAGAUGCUGUGGGAGAGACAGGUAGUAGAGCUUCUAUGGUCCCCUCAUAAAGGCUUACGCACCAGAACCUUCCUUCUCAGCAUCCGCUAGAUGCCAACAGACAGAGCCUCAGCCAGGGAGUUUUGUAGCGUCGGCUGAACUUUGACCCUCGCUACCCAUCCCCAAGGAGUGUGUUCAUUUACGCAGAGUAUCUCGUCUCACAUGGCGAGACCAACAUGCUCUUUUUAUGCCAAAUAAGAUUUUAACCGACUCAGAUUUUUAUUUCUACCAAAUACACUCUUCUUGUCUUCUCAGCAGACAUUUUAUACGUCAUACAUCCACCCCGCUGACAGAUCACUGUGCUUAACGGCUCAUUGGACGUGUAAUCUAAUGAGUCAUCCCAAGCCCCGAGAAUAGCAGUUUGAAAAAUGUCUUUAUGUCACUGAUGUGUGUGUGGAGCGGGAUAUCCUUGAAAUUGUGUAUUGUGUUAGUUAUAAAUGGCGAAGCCUAAACCAAUCUUUUUAUUUUCUCUUCCUCGCUAUUGAUUAAGAGUUGCGCACGAGUCCGUGUUUGUCUCAUAUCGACUUAGUGUAUUUGUGAGUGGGUUUGUGCGUUCUGGCUUUAUUGACUCAAAUCAACAGGAAUCAGUGGAGGGUGAUGAGAAAGGAGCUCCCAGGACGCGUGGCCUACUUUGCGCAAUUUCUCCUCUGUGGAUGAGAAGUGCCAAAGCCGCCGCUGAUAUCAGCUAGUCACGUCUGUCCUCACAGAGAAAGAAACCAUUUCGCCCCCCUUUAAUUACAGCUCGCCUGCAGAAGCUCAAGGAGCCAUUCGCAAGAUUAGGGUCGUGAUCAGUUAAUUGGUACCCAAGACUUGAGACAGAGGAGAGGGGGAGUGGCCUCUGUUGUGGUAUCUUGCGAGGAUGACGUGUGGUCUGAUGGGUGGGGGUGAUGGUGCCAGGCGAAGAGGGUAGCAGGAGCGGGCACAGCAGUGUGGUGGCAGUGGCUGAUUUAGUUGGCAGAGUCAUCUCUUUUCCUUUGAUCUAUUUUUCUGUCGUUGCCUCGCUAUCAUUCCAACCAUCCACCUCACGCUGCGGUGCCACUCUCUUUGUCCACCCCAUCCUCCCGUACCUAUCUCCUCUCUGCCUUGUCUGCCGUACGUGUUGGUGCUAUACCCACUGAGCUUUGAAUCAGAUACGCAGUGCUAUCUUCUUCCUUGACCCCAGUUUGCAUAGGGAUCCACAUCACACACCUCAGCCGCCAGUGAAGAUAGUUUUCAUGCUCCACUAUCUCCUGAAUGUAGGCUGGGCUUUUAGGCUGCGUUAGCAUCACUUGUGUUUCAGCCGCCAGUGGAAAGUGAAGAGCUGAGAGGAGUGCUCCCUGCUCCGUCAGCCGCUCUCUCUGGAUUACUCCGUGGCCAGACAGCACUGCUGUAAGGAGAUUAGAACGGCGUGAUGUGUGCUGUCCACACGCUUUGUAACGUUGUCACAUUUCAAAACCAGGAUAGUCUCAGAGUGGUGUCUGUUUGGUUUUUUUACUUUGAUUUUACUGUUGAACUUAAUGUUUUCCUCUACCUGCAACAGGCAGCAGUUGUACUGGUAUGCGUUUUGGAAUGGAUGACUGCCAGUCUGUUUGUGAACCAAAUAAGUAUCCAGUCUUUCCACACACACAGAUGGGUUUUUUUUUCCUGACACAUGGAAAUAAUAGGAUAGCCACACUUGAUGUAGUACCUUGUCAGUGUUGUGUGAAGUUCCUUUCUGCGCUUUGGAAAGGGGAUGUUUGUAAUCCUAUUCUUAUUGAUCCACCAGCAUCGCGUCUAGCCCUCUGCUCUCUGUCUCCAGUGUGUCUCGCUUCCCACAGUUUCCUCUCCUGGACCAGAUGCAUCAAAGUGCCUUUAAAUGUUUCUAGAUUCAUAUAACUGUAGUGCAGUACUUAGUACCACCCUAUUUCUAAGACAAGAAAUAACCUGUAUGACUUCGUAUUGUUUGUGCUGUUCCUUGUAUUCAACAGUCACUAGCUAGUCUGAUCAGUGUAUGUGCCUAAUUUUGUAUUUUGUGUAUUUAAGUAAUAUAUUAAUUUUGACUGUAAAUGAGGGGAUAUGAUGAUGGACCAGAUCAAAGGGAACAUAAUCAGUGUUUUUCAAGUGUAUGUUUAUAUGGGAUCCCGCAGGACAUUGAAUGUUUUUCAGUGGUUUUGAGGAAUAUUCAUGUUGUUUGUGUAUUUGUUUAGUCAUUCAUGAAAUUGUUCAACCAUCCAUAUUUUGAGUUAAGAAAAUAAAUAUCUUUGUUUCAUAUGCAUCAAUCCUCAAAAA